GUUGUGCUCCCUGUGUGCUACUUGUGCUUCUAGAGAGAGUAAAAAAAAUUCAAGAGAUUGAGUCUUAUCGUUAGAACCGACUUCAAAUCAGUCCACUACAACACUUUGAAUCGUACACAACCAAAGACAAAAAGUGAUGCGGUAUUAAAACUGAAAAUUUAUUGAAAUAUUAAAAAUUUAACCCAAAGAAAAACAAAGAGAGAAACUCAAAAUCCACCAAAACGGAAUUUACGUAAAAUUAUUACAAACAAAUUUUAAGUGAAACAAAAAAACAGAACACCAAAUACUAAGUGUUAAACAAAGAAUUAAAAACUAUUUUAACAAAUUUAAACAACCAAAUAUUACAAAUUUAAACCAAAACAAAAUGUCUACAACAUCAGCUUCACCCAUCAGCAACAUCACCGUAGAUGAUGAGCUAAAUAUCAGAGAACAAGAUUUCUCCACGGAUUAUAUCCACAUUAAAGAGGAACGUGAAAGUAGUCUUUCACCUAUUUUGACUCCACCUCAUACGCCGACGGAUGCUUCUACUAUACGUAGAAACAGUAACAGUCUACCAACACAAAAUUCCUUAUAUGAAUUGGAACAAUUACGCUCGGUUAAUGCUCAAAUACAACCAAGACCUUAUGUUACGCUCAUGGAACCUCAUUUGCAGCAACAGCAUGCUCAUCACCAGCAACAGCAGCAACAACAUCAACAGCAUCAACACCGUUUGUGGCUGCAAAUGCAACAACAACAGCAGCAGCAACAACAACAACAUGCUAUUCCAUAUCCCUCAGCUGCUGGCACUCAAUUUCUACAUGCUGCUGAUCCCUUGGCCGCUCAACAUCAGGCUUUACUCAUGAAUCAAUGGAUACGCAAUGCCGCUCUUUAUCAGCACCAACAUCAGCACCAUCAACAUCAUCAACACCAUCAUGCCCAUGCCCAGGCUCACCAACAUGCUUUGCAUGCUAUGCGCCCUUAUCCCGCCGCUCUGCAUGGUAUGCACCCGGCGGCUGCAGCUGCCCGUUUGGGGGCCUGUGUCGGUAUGCCACCCAUGAAACUAAACGCUGGUGUUGCCACCACCGGCACCCGACCAAAGAAACAGUUCAUUUGCAAAUACUGCAAUCGUCACUUUACCAAAUCCUACAAUCUGCUCAUCCAUGAACGCACCCACACCGAUGAACGUCCCUACUCUUGUGAUAUUUGCGGCAAGGCUUUCCGUCGGCAAGAUCAUUUACGUGAUCACCGUUACAUACACUCCAAGGAGAAGCCUUUCAAGUGUGGCGACUGCGGCAAAGGCUUUUGCCAAUCACGCACUUUGGCAGUGCACAAAAUCACCCAUUUGGAGGAGGGACCCCACAAGUGUCCCAUCUGCCAUCGCUCCUUCAAUCAACGGGCCAAUCUUAAGGCACAUUUGCAAAGUCACAGCGAGGGACAAUUGGCCGGCUCCACAGAAAAUGUUAAUGAAUCAACCCAGGCAUUGAAUACAAGUCAACCUGAAAUGUUGGUCCACAACAAAGAACAACAAUACACACAACUAUCCCAACAAGCCCAAAUCUCUCCCGUGCUCGAUCUAUCCUCCUCAGCUUUGGCACCCAUCAGCAAGCCCAAGAGAAGUCUGGGUUUCACCAUUGAUGAGAUUAUGAGCCGUUAAAUACAUGCAGACACCAACUACAACAAAGUAGCCAUGGUUUUCAGUUAUUUCCCAAAUAAGAUCGCCGGCCCCUAGGCACACAUGACGAGGAAAAUGUUGUUGCUGCAACAAAAUGGCUUUACGCAAAGAUUAUCUAUGAUAACCAAGAUGAUGAAGCCAAAAAUCAACGUCAACUAAGCUAGAGAGCGAGCUUUAAAGCAUUUAAACGCUACCAAAGCAAAAAAAAAAUGGACAGACAAACACCUUCACAACAAAACAAAAAAACGGGUCGUUUAUUUCUCUACAACUUUAUUUACAUUUUAUUUUACAAACAAAAAAAAUAUUCUGGUAAAUUAAAAUACUGAAGUGAAGAAUUAAAGUGAAGGUCUCACUAAACAACUUCAACUCACGUAAAAUAACACGCACUUCGUGUAAAAAACAAACUUAAACAAAAGGUUAACUGGCAAGCAACGUUUACUUAGCUGUUGGUUAACCCCUGCUACAUGAUUUUACUCACUCCAAAGAGGAAUAAAGAAACAAAUUAUUCAACAACAAAUUAUUUAUACUUUUAUUUUAUUUUACUCCGUAAUAGUAUUACUUAUUUUUUAUUAUUGUUACAAAAGCUGCUACACUACACUACUACAGUUCAUUUGCUAAGCUAAACUCUAAAAAACUGGUACAGUUCAUUGUAUGCUAUAGUUUUGUAUGCUUUGCAAUAAACUCUCUGGUAGAGUUGGUGGUGGAAUGGUGGAAUGGCAGGCAUAAUAUCGUAUAAAUGGCAUAAAUUAAAACGGUUUUUUCUGUAUUUUUUUCUGUUAACUAUAGUAUAAAAAAAGUAUUUAUAUUUAUUUAUAUGCUUUAUAUAGCAUGUUCUUCCAGUCAUCGUUAUCAUUAUUUAUUGCUCCCUACAAAAAAAAAAAAAAAACAACAAACAAAAAAAAUGUAGAAAAAACAUGUAUAUCAAGAAACAAAAAACCAGAAAGCAGCACCUUGUUUUUUAUUGUAAAAAUAUUUAAACAAAAAAUAGUAAUAAAAUCCAAAAAAUCAAAAAAAAAUAUUAAAAUUUAUACCAAAGCACACAUUACCUUUGAAAUAUUUCUUAUAUACAAUAUUUAGUUAAAUUAGUUAUAGUAGUCAUUAUCUUAUUACAU
This is a messenger RNA of Calliphora vicina (urban bluebottle blowfly), 2763 nucleotides long. RefSeq names its product odd skipped (gene odd). Gene Ontology annotation, cellular component: nucleus. Gene Ontology annotation, molecular function: RNA polymerase II transcription regulatory region sequence-specific DNA binding; DNA-binding transcription factor activity, RNA polymerase II-specific. The coding region runs from base 365 to 1633 and encodes 422 amino acids. Gene Ontology annotation, biological process: regulation of transcription by RNA polymerase II; embryo development; embryonic hindgut morphogenesis. The record is from RefSeq and is a predicted model, not a curated record. The transcript is spliced from 2 exons. Lineage: Eukaryota; Metazoa; Arthropoda; Insecta; Diptera; Calliphoridae.